Molecule: messenger RNA, 1959 nt
Organism: Durusdinium trenchii
Lineage: Eukaryota; Dinophyceae; Suessiales; Symbiodiniaceae
Source: the annotation of a GenBank genome assembly
AUCGGCUGGAGCCACGUGACGUGGCGGUGACAGAAACACACGCUGACUUGGAGCCACAUGGAGCCCCUCGCCGAGCCUGUGGCGUACGGGCUAAACCCCGCACCUGCUGCGGCUCCUUAUGGGACCCUGGUCGCGGUGCAGGAUGUCAUGAAGGAGCUUCCGAGGGAAAUCGUGGAACAUCACACGAUUGUGAAGCAAAAACCGGAGUACAAGACCAUCGAGAAGCAUGUGGAGGUGCCGGAAUAUCAAUGUUCCGAGCAGGUGCAAGAGGUGAUUGCCCGCAUCACUCAUGAGAAGGUCAUCGAGGUGCCACAAACGCAGGUGAUCGAGACCCUACGCCAGGUGCCAUCGGUGCAGUACGAGGAGGUGGUGAAGGAGGUGCACUUGCCAGUGAUGGAGGGCCGUGAGACUGUCCAAGAGGUUCCCACCACGCUACAUCGCGAAAUUGCCAUGGAGGUGCCUCACCUCCAGGUCAUGGAGUGCGUGAAGCAGGUCGCGCGCAUCACCGAACAAAAGGUGAACAAGCCCUUUGCGAAGCCCAUCAUCCAGUAUCAGGAACGGACGGUGGAGGUGCCGCAUAGCCUGGUGGUGGAGGAGAUUACCGAGGUACCUGUGGUGGCGCGUUGCGAGAUGGUCAAGCAAGUGGCCAAGGUGGAAGUGCAACAGGUCGAACGGCAAGUGGAGAAGCCGACGGUGCAGUUGAUGGAACGGGUUGAAGAGGUUCCACAGGUUGAAGUGCGAGAGAAUAUCAUUGAGGUACCUCGUGUGGAAGUUCGAGAGGUGGUGAGACAGGUGCCGAAAGUGCAGGUACAAUAUGUGGAGAAGAAGGUCGCAAAGCCGGUCUUUGAAUAUGUGGAACGCGUCGUGGAAGUUCCACAGGUGCUCUACCAGGAAAAGAUUGUGGAGGUCCCCCAAGUGGAGAUUCGGGAAGUCGUUCGAAAGGUGCCAAAGACCACGGUUCAAUAUGUGGACAGACACGUGCGCCGGCCCGAGCUGCGUUACUUCGAGCGCCUGGAGGAGGUGCCGAUCCACUUGCAGCACGAAACGCCCGUCGAGGUGCCGCAGGUGAUGCCUGUGGAACGAAUCAGAGAAGUACCCAAAGUCCAGUGGCAGAGUACGCCGAGGGAAUUUCCCAAGGUUCAACUUGAAGCGCAGACCAAGGCGGUGGAGGUUCCAGUCCACUUGGUGCACGAGCAGCCGGUGGAGGUCGAACAAGUGCAUACGGUGGACGUCAUCACUCAGGUCUUGAAGCCGAAGUUCGAGCCGCGCGAUAAAGUGGUGCCAAAGAUCUCGACGCAGGUGCAAGAACGAGUGGUGCACGUACCACAGGUCUUGGUCGAAGAGCAGGCCAUUGAGCUACCACAGGCCAACAUCGUGGAGGUCAUCCGAGAAGACCUGGCACCCGUAUAUCAGGAGGUGGUGAAGCAGGUGCCCAAGGUUCGCUUGGACUACAUCGAGCGCGUGGUCGAGGUUGAAACAGCUGCAGUCAAUGAAACCUCUCCCACGGCGGUGCAGAGCCAGGCCUUCGCUGGUGCUCGCUACGCACCGUCGGAGCCCACCGCAAUGACUUUCCCUGGCCAUCGAUCCUCUCCGGUGCCCUCGGGUGUGGUGACCACUCAGUUCAUUCCGCAAAGCUGUACGGUACCUCCAUCGGCUCUAGGGGCGGCUUCCAUUGUAAGUUCCCGCUCACCUUCUCCAAGCCGGAUGGUAGGCAUACCAACAGUGACCUCCGGCCUUUGGGCAGCAUUGCCGUCGCGUGAAUUCGCUGUGGGUCCAAACCUGGAGCCCAAACAUCCUUUCUAUAGGUUGACCUGGUAGGCCAUUCUUUUCAUUUUCGGUCAACCGAGAUACCCGGGCUUUGACCCACAGCCAUAUGCGCCAUCGGAUCGAUUCGGCGACAGGAAGUCGCAAGGUGAAGGGGCUUCCUUUUCGGCCAUAUCGCGGGCGGCCUGGCCGCUG